UACGCGAGUAACUGCAGUUCAAAUAAGGUCUUGAAAUUCGGAAUCUGGAGAGAGAGAGAGAGAGAGAGAGAAGAACCAGUGAAUGAGAUGAACCAUAACCACCAAAGCCAGCAAUCGAGCGAAGGCAGGCACGACGAUGACGACGCAUCUCUCUCUGAAUUCCUCGCCUCCCUAAUGGACUACACUCCUACCAUACCCGACGAGCUUGUGGAGCAUUACUUGGCCAAGAGCGGCUUCCAGUGUCCCGACGUUCGAUUAAUUAGGCUGGUAGCUGUUGCCACACAAAAGUUUGUCGCUGAGGUUGCAACUGAUGCUCUACAGCAAUCCAAAGCAAGACAGGCAGCAGUGGUGAAAGACAAAAGGGACAAACAGCAAAAGGAUAAGCGCCCAAUAUUGACUAUGGAAGACCUGUCAAAGGCAUUGCGUGAGUAUGGCGUCAAUGUGAAGCACCAAGAAUAUUUUGCUGACAGCCCUUCAACUGGGAUGGAUCCUGCAUCAAGAGAGGAAUAAUCUGUACUUGGAUUUCUUUGUUCCAUGUAGUGAGAUCUGUGUGGCUAUAACAUUACUGCUAGAUGAUUAGGUUAUGCUCAGUCAGUAUUGAAGAUACUCUUGAUAUGAAAUUCUACAUUUAUGUCAUUAUAUUGCGACUUAAAUACUGCAGACUGCA
Rosa rugosa (rugosa rose) is the source of this 667-nucleotide messenger RNA. Its product is annotated as transcription initiation factor TFIID subunit 10-like. The record is from RefSeq and is a predicted model, not a curated record. Gene Ontology annotation, molecular function: RNA polymerase II general transcription initiation factor activity; promoter-specific chromatin binding. Bases 88 to 510 code for a protein of 140 amino acids. Gene Ontology annotation, biological process: transcription initiation at RNA polymerase II promoter. Gene Ontology annotation, cellular component: SAGA complex; transcription factor TFIID complex; nucleus. The transcript has 6 exons. Lineage: Eukaryota; Viridiplantae; Streptophyta; Magnoliopsida; Rosales; Rosaceae.